Priapulus caudatus is the source of this 1976-nucleotide messenger RNA. Its product is annotated as atrophin-1-like. The record is from RefSeq and is a predicted model, not a curated record. Lineage: Eukaryota; Metazoa; Priapulida; Priapulimorpha; Priapulimorphida; Priapulidae. Bases 430 to 1788 code for a protein of 452 amino acids. The transcript has a single exon.
GGAUCGGUGGUUGCUUCUCGCGUGAGUGGCGUCUGUGUGUCUGUUGGUACGCGAUCUGUGAUCAUCUCCAGAACGCCUGUCACGCGAGUUCAUUCAGUGACACUCUCACCUCAACGGCUGUCAAACGUUUGACUGCUCAGAACACCAGCAAGAGACAUCUUCACAUCUUCACAUCUACAACGUUCGAUGCUACUUGCGUGUAGCGCCUGACGACAACAGCAGUGUUCCGCCUCUUCGCGAUGCAUACACUAGACUUCUACGUCGGCGUGUGUAUGUGACUGCAUUCAUACUGUGAUAGCUCCGUGUGUGCGCGCGCGGGAACAGGUGUGUCCGCAGUGACAACGAAAUGAACCGAGGCACACCGUACACCGAUAUACCAGAUACACUGUACACGUUGCUGGCUUAGCAACGCGGGCUUGCUCUCUCGCGAUGCACGUCGCCACGUCGUUGUCGCCCGUCGGCGACGCCGGAGACCCCGUCAGUGAGGAGACGGUGGCGCUGCUGCAGUUUAUCGACGAAGUGUCGGUGAGCAUGAAGACCGUACUCGACCGACCGACGAAGCCGCGCAAGAAGGUCAACCAUCGCAAGUACCUGCAGAAGCAGCUGCGACGCUGCGGAGCCGUCGUGCACGCCGUCGUCGCCACGCCGACUGAGAAACCGCCCGACAAGAUCCCGUCGGCGUCGGUUGGGGUGUCGUCGGCAGGAGGCAGCAGCAGUAGCAGUCGGUCGAAGCUGCUCGACGCGCUCUUUGAUCCGAAGACGGUGCAUGAGAAGUGCUGCGCCACGCGGCGACGCGUUGGCGCCAAGAUGCCGCUGAGGAGUCGAAACCUUCCCGCGUCAUUCUUCGUUGAGCCGCGCUGCGCCGACGACGACGUCGGACAGCAGCCGACGAACGCGACGCACCCCAUGCCGACGACGACGACGGUGGGUGGAGAGCGCGCAAAUGGCGUCGUGCGCUGGUGGCAGAGCAGUCCCGACGCGUCGGCGUGCGACGUCGUCGGUGCGCCGCUCGGCUACGGUCUGACCGGACUGGCCGACGAGGAAGCGAAUCGAGAAUGCGCGCCGUAUUUCUACGGCGACGGACUCGCACCGAACCACCACGUCGGCUACGGCGCUCCCGGCGUCGGCCACUACUUUGGGCAGGUGGCGCUGGCGGCGCAGCAGUCAGCGUACACCGAGCUUCAUCAUCAUCAUCAUCAUCAACAACAACAACAACAACAACAGCAGCAGCAGCAGCAGGAGGAGGAGCAGCAGAUGAGCAACAAGAUAGGCAUCGCGUGUGGUGGUGCUGAGUACCGCGGUGUGGCGCCACCCGCCAGGGUAUCGCAUUUAGACACAUCGGCAGCAGCAGCGGCAGCAGCGGUGGCGCUGACACUUCACGCUGUCGACAGACACGCUGUCUACGACCAACCUCAGCAGAGCUCGCCCCACAGCUCCUGCUCGAGUCCCCGCUACCAGGUAACCUCCGCCGCGCCACACCUAGCCGACGUGACGGCUUACCAUCGACCGACGCCCGACGCGAUGUCGCCACCGUCGCACCUAGCCGACGUGACGUCUUACCAUCAACCGACGGCGAUGUCGGCGCAUCUGUACCCGUCGCUGUCGCUCGACGGACUGCACCACGAGUUUCCCGCGAACCAAUCGACGAUGCCUUCCAUGGAUUCGACGGAGAGGCUGCGCCAUUAUGACGGACUGGCGGCCGUGCAGCCUCUGCCGGCGUUUCCUGAUGUCUUUCCAACGACCCAAAGACCGGAGCAGCAUCGGCGGCUGAUGCAGACGACGAUGUGAAUGUGAAUUGUCGGCGAACAGUGCGUAUUGCGCGCGGUCAUCGUCAGAACAGAGGCAUUUCGUAUAGGGCUAUAUCUCGCGCCCGCGGUGCGUGUACUAGCGUGCGGAACGGACAGUAUAUCAUGUAAUAGCAAUAAACGCGCUCGCUCGCUCGCACGCACGCACGCACGCAUGCAUACCAACAACAC